AUGUACCCCGCGGCCUGCAGUAGCGGCCAUGGCCUCGUCGUGCGCGCCUGGACGCGGCGUCAGGCCUUCUCGCAUCAAGCUCUUCGACGCUGGGAAGAGGUGUACAGUGGUCAACGGGCAGCCCGGGCAACGCCAUGUCCGCCCGAGCGUCUGCAGCUGAACGGCCGGUCGUACCUCGUGCCCACACUGACUCUAUCGAAAGGGACCGGCAAAGACGCGAAGCCCCUGCAGCCGCUUUUCCACGCGACAGCAAAGCAAAAGCGACCGACGCCAAUCGUAUUGGACUUGCACCGAGUCUCGAGUGACGGCUCACCGCACUCGCAAUCGAUCAAGCGACAGGAGCUGAAACACCACAUGUUGCAACUGCAGGAAGCUGGAUAUGUCCCGGUGGGCAUUACAAACGCUAGCGAUGACGUCAAGCAGAUAGCAGCAGCUCUGGAACUGCCCUGCUUCAUUAGCACGAGGCUUCAUCCGGAGCAGCCGCGAGACGCUGUGGAAGCAGAUACAGAAGAACCGGUGACGCCGGACGAAGUGGCGACAGCUCUUGAUGCGACAAGGCCGUUCGGUGAAGACGAGCAGACGACAUCGUUGGAGUCGACACCGCCGGCAAGUGAACGGCUUCCGCCAAUGAUCGUGACCCACUUGGUGCGCUCGGGUCAGCAAAUUUACGCGCAAAACAGGUCACUCGUUGUGCUGGGCAACGUGAGCUCUGGUGCCGAGGUGAUGGCGGACGAGGAUGUGGUCAUUCUGGGCGCGUUGAAGGGCCGCGCGCUCGCUGGCAUUGGUGGCAACGUCCGAGCGACGAUCGUGUGCCAGAGUUUCGACGCCGAGCUCGUCUCCAUCGCGCAUUGCUUCACGACGUGUGACGACUUGGAGCAGAAUGGCACUGCACUGUUGCAGCUGCACAAACCGACGGUGGUCUUGCUGAGGAAUGACCGGCUGUUGUUCGAGUCGUCGCUGGCGUAA
Hyaloperonospora brassicae is the source of this 966-nucleotide messenger RNA. Lineage: Eukaryota; Oomycota; Peronosporomycetes; Peronosporales; Peronosporaceae. The record is from the annotation of a GenBank genome assembly.